This is a messenger RNA of Botrytis byssoidea, 456 nucleotides long. RefSeq lists its product as uncharacterized. Bases 1 to 456 code for a protein of 151 amino acids. The transcript is spliced from 2 exons. The record is from RefSeq and is a predicted model, not a curated record. NCBI's taxonomy places the organism in Eukaryota, Fungi, Ascomycota, Leotiomycetes, Helotiales, Sclerotiniaceae.
AUGUCACGACGCAUAAGUUUUUGUUAUCUCAUGGGUGAUCUGGGAUGCAAAAAUCAAAUCAAACUAAUACCCAACAAUGACGAGGUGCUUGGAAAGAUCAUAGAAGCUAUGGCCUUACUACUUCCGGAGAAUCCUGCAGAUCGUGAGCUGCGAAAGUUCACGCAAAUGUAUCCCAAUAUUUACCCAUUCGUUGAUACGAGGGAACUUGUUCUUGAUCACUGGCAACCAAAUAACAAGCCAUGGAGAAUGGGCAUCACGUGCUGUAUCGAGCUUCAGCACUAUCAUGAAAGAUGGCUAUCAAGCAUACCUUUCACAGUCAAUGGCGUACUAUAUUGUUACAACGAUGGUCCUUUCUAUUCCGGAGCUUCUCGUCCUCUUAAAGACGUGGAUCGCAUUCCAUAUGAAAUCAAGGAAAUUCGAAAAUUACUUGGUACCCAUCGAAGCGAACGUGGAUGA